Messenger RNA from Gossypium arboreum, 705 nucleotides. RefSeq lists its product as uncharacterized. The record is from RefSeq and is a predicted model, not a curated record. The transcript has 3 exons. NCBI's taxonomy places the organism in Eukaryota, Viridiplantae, Streptophyta, Magnoliopsida, Malvales, Malvaceae. The coding region runs from base 199 to 603 and encodes 134 amino acids.
UUAAUCCAACAAGCUAUAUGGACCUUCUGAACGAGGGGAAGAAAAUAAGGAAGCCAGCCACUAAGAAAUGAAGCUUCACUCUCCUUUGUUAUAGGGUUUAUGAGUAGCCUCGCUUUCAAUCUCUCUUCCUGAUAUAUCUCCGGCAAUACAACUCCACCUUGUUGGGUUUCGGCUCAGAUCGACUCCCGGGGAGACAAGAUGUUUGGGAGUAUGAUUCGGUACUUUUCAACGAAACCCAAGCCGAAAAUGAAGCCAAUCGAGUUGAAAACGUCGCCAGAGCAAACGCAGACCAUAACCAGAGUCAUCUUUGACAUUCUCAAGGAGCAUGGGCCCCUCACCGUCGGUGAUACUUGGGAACGAGUCAAGGAGGUUGGAUUGAGAGGACUUACAAGCAAGAGGCACAUGAAGAUCGUGCUGAGAUGGAUGAGAGAGAGACAAAAGAUUAGGCUAAUAUGCAACCAUGUGGGGCCUCACAAACAAUUUCUGUAUACAACUUGGUUCACUAAACCAAGCAUUAGCCACACAAGAGCUGUCCAUAAUUCCUCAACUUCUACAACUAGUUUUUCUGUCCAUACUUCUAGUCCAAAGUUGUCUUCAGGUUAGGUUGUAGUACGCUUGUGCUGGCUGCAGUACCAUUGAUUUCAGGACAUGUACUGUUUUUUGCAACAGUGUAAUACAAUUGUUCUGUUGUCAUGUUGUGGAAAA